Molecule: messenger RNA, 450 nt
Organism: Nicotiana attenuata
Lineage: Eukaryota; Viridiplantae; Streptophyta; Magnoliopsida; Solanales; Solanaceae
Exons: 1
Coding region: 1-450 (149 amino acids)
Source: RefSeq, a predicted model, not a curated record
AUGACUAGGCCAGAUAUCUCAUUUAGUGUUCAAACACUAAGUCAAUUUCUCCAAAGACCAAGGAAGUCUCACAUGGAAGCAGCUCUAAGAGUUGUCAAAUACAUCAAAAACAACCCGGGACAAGGUAUUCUACUUUCAAGCAAAUUAAACAAUACUAUCUCAGCAUUCUGUGAUGCAGAUUUGGCAGCUUGUCCUUUUUCGAGAAAGUCUGUUUCAGGUUACCUAGUUAAGUUUGGAGACUCUCUAAUAUCAUGGAAGUCCAAGAAACAAACUAUUAUUUCUAGAAGCUCCGCAGAAGCUGAGUAUAGAAGCCUUGCAACAACUGUUGCAGAGCUCAUUUGGUUGAUUGGUCUGUUAAAAGAAGUGGAAGUUGAGGUCAAAUUACCAGUUGAAGUGUUUAGUGACAGCACAGCUGCAACUCAGAUUGCAGCAAAUCCUGUUUAUCACUAA